AUGCCGGUUGGAUUCUUUCCCUCAGAUAUUAACCUGAAGCUGUUUAAGGAGCCAGACUUUAUCGGUUUGAGCUCCCUGCUGGUCAGAGAAGACAUCGGUCUGCUCUUCAUCGGAGCCAGAGGAAAGGUCAUCACGCUCAAUUUGGAUGACAUCACUGAAAAGACCAGCGAGACUGAAUGGAUGGUGAGCUCUGGAGAAAAAUCAGAGUGUAUGAUUAAAGGCAAGAGCAUUGAGGACUGUGAAAACUACAUCACGACGCUGCACAGUCUGCAUGACAGCAGAAUCUUCACGUGUGGAACCCGUGCAUUCAAACCUCUCUGCACACACCUGUUGUACAAAGGAGGAAAUGUCACCAUGGAAACUACAACUCAGGAUGGCAGGGGGAGAGCUCCCUUUGACCCCCAUGAAGACUUUGUCUCCCUGAUGUAUGAAAACACAUUUUAUUCGGCUGUUUCUGUAGACUUCAUGGGAAAAAGAAAGCUUUUCCUGAGAACCGGACGCACUUCUCUCUCUACUGAGGACAAAAUAUCUUGGUUCAAUGGUAAGGUGACUGCUUGA
Messenger RNA from Xiphophorus maculatus (southern platyfish), 558 nucleotides. RefSeq names its product semaphorin-4E-like. The record is from RefSeq and is a predicted model, not a curated record. Gene Ontology annotation, biological process: neural crest cell migration; negative chemotaxis; negative regulation of axon extension involved in axon guidance. Lineage: Eukaryota; Metazoa; Chordata; Actinopteri; Cyprinodontiformes; Poeciliidae. Gene Ontology annotation, molecular function: chemorepellent activity; semaphorin receptor binding. The transcript has 5 exons. Bases 1 to 558 code for a protein of 185 amino acids.